Molecule: messenger RNA, 7077 nt
Organism: Petromyzon marinus (sea lamprey)
Lineage: Eukaryota; Metazoa; Chordata; Hyperoartia; Petromyzontiformes; Petromyzontidae
Product: NIPA-like protein 2
Biological process (GO): magnesium ion transport
Cellular component (GO): membrane
Molecular function (GO): magnesium ion transmembrane transporter activity
Source: RefSeq, a predicted model, not a curated record
GGUGAGACGGGGGGGGACGGUGGUGGUGGUGCAAAGAGAGACGUCUCACGUUGUGGCUAUAAAUAUAAAUACACACGGACGUUUGUUGUUUCCUUGGAAAAGGGGGUGACUUGGAGAGAUGUCGCCUCUGCUUCUUCUGCUCAUUGUGCUGCGAGGAGCCUUCGACGCGUUGGAGGAACCCGGGCUGCACGCGAUCCUAAAUAUAGCCCCAGGCAAGCAUCCCCAGACAUCUCCCGCCACCGCCCGAUCACCAACAUCCUCGUCUACAAUCCGUUUGUAAUUCAUCAUUUCCAUCUUAUUUUUAAUAUACACACACAUUCAUAUUAAACCACACACACACGUAUUACAAUAGAUCAUUAGAACCGGCAAUUAAUUUAUAGUAGAAAGACGUGCCUUCGGAUUAACGGUGUGUAAAAAAAUAUAUUUAAAAUAUUGUUACACUCAGACAUACAUUUCACACACACACAUGUAUACUGCAUGUGCAUUAUAGACUGUAUCUACAGCCCACAAGAUGCGCUACCUGGUCUAUUACUACCACUACUAUUACUACUACUAUUAUUACUAUUACUACUACUAUUAUUACUACUACUAUUACUACUACUCGUGGUAGGGGCUUGCCAGCAAGUCUGGAUCAACAUGUGGUGUGAGUGGAUGUCCGUGCUGCCGCUGGUGGUGCUGGUGCUGGUGCCAGACGCAUCGGCCAAGGCCUCGCCUAUUAAGGCUCCGAGCGUAAUCGGCCACUCUUCCCGACACCGGCUCAUCUCACUGCUCCAACACCACAGCGGAGUCUCGGAGGAGCGGUCCAUCCGCCAGUGGUUGGGGGUGGAGGAGUGAGACGCAAGACCACAGGUUGGUGCGGACCCAGCGGCUGACAUAAAGAGGGAGCUGCAUUGGCAAGGUGGCGAGUCACAGUUCUCUCAAGCGGUCUGACCAGAGCCAGAGAGAGUCACGGAGAGAGAGAGACGAGGAUGGAGAAGACGGCUCAACUAACUCUUACUACCAGCACCUCCGUUUCCGACGUCCGGGCGAUGACGGGGGAGGCCGCGGAGGCGCCCACACCGACCGCGCCAGCGGACGAGUGGAACCAAGUGAUAGGAUGUCUGCUCAUCGUGUGCUGUAACCUCCUUUUGAGCGGGGCGUUCUCUCUGCAGAAGAGCGUGCACGUGCGUGCCGGGCUGGGCAAGUGCGCUCACCCGUACGCCACCAGCCCCGCGUGGCGCCUCGGUCUGGUGCUCAUGGUCCUGGGCGAGACGGGAAGCUUCGUGGCAUACGGGUUUGCACCCAUCAUCCUGCUGGCGCCCGUUGCCGCCAUCUCCAUCGUGGCGAGCAGCGUGCUGGGGGCUGUGUUCAUGAAGGAAUGCGUGCGACCCUUUGACGCAGCUGGCCCGGUGGUGGUGGUGGUUGGCGUGUACCUCAUUGGCGCCUUCACGCCUAACACUGCGCUGGAGCUAUCUGCCGCGGUGUUGGUGCAACGCCUCGUGGGCUGGCAGUGCCUCCUCUAUGUGUCAGUGGAGAUGGUUGCCUUCUGCCUGCUGCUGUAUUUUUACCGACACCGCGGGGUGCAGAGCGUGCUGAUGGUGCUGGCGCUCGCCGCCCUUCUCGGCUCCGUGGCCGUGAUCUCCAUGCAGGGCGUGGCAGGGAUGCUCGUGUUGUCCGUGGCGGGGAGCAUGCAGCUCACCUACCCGAUCUUCUACGUGCUGCUCGUCACUAUGAUGAGCUCCGCCUUCUUCCAGGCCGACUUCCUGUGGCAGGCGACGGAGCAGUUCGGCUCCACUCGCGUCAUCCCCAUCAACUACAUCUUCUCCACGAUCAGCUCUGUGGCUGCAGGUGGUAUUUUUUACCAGCAGUUUCGUGGUGCAGCCCUUCUCAAUGUCCUCCUCUACAUCCUGGGGUGCCUGCUGUGCGCUCUGGGCGUGCUGCUCGUGACGCGAAACCGCGGCAAGACGCCAUCGCCGUUCCUCACGGCCGACUUCACCGGCGCGACCGCGGGCCUGGCUGCGGCGACCCCCGACCCCUUCGCCUUCUCGUACCGCACGCUCGUCAAGGAGGAGCGCGAGCGGGAGCAGCAAAUGGCGGCGACGUCGCUGCCGCCCCCCGAGUUCGUGCUGCCCCCCACGGCGGGCGCCUACAGCUCCACGCGGCAUUGAGUGGGUUGGGGCGGGGGUGGCGGAGGUGUAAUCUUGGACGCGCUGUAGAAACGUUUGCGACUGUCUGCUUUAUCGCAAUGUGAGAGCGCUCAAGGCGCGGGGGGGUGGGGGGGGCUGCAUUAGCAGUGGUGAAUGAGCGCAGGUCGGAAGCGCGGCCUUGUCUCCGUCGUAAUCAUCGCUGCCUUUGGUCUACAUACACCUUGGGUACGUUAGGCGGUCGCGGAAUUACAGCGUUGGGACGCAGAACCUGCAAAUUGGCCGAGUAACGGCGCGUCAGAUCGUCGGUAAGCAUCGAAUGUUGCGCUCACGAUUACACGCGUCGGGUUGUACGCGUGUUCGAAUCGAUUUUCUGCGUCGUAUCCAAUGGGGUUACCAUAACCCCUGCAGUCACUAGGGGUCGCUACACUCCGUACAAUGGAUGUAAAAAAACACCCAGUGGAUGCGUGAAUGGAAUCGUGAGCCUCGAUCGAGACAAUCGUGUCGAGAGGAGGAGACAAUGGCUCAGUACUGAUCAUCGCACACGUUAACUCGAGCAUUUCUUGGAACUUUUAUCUUUCGUAAGAGUUCCUUUUGCCGAGCAGAUUGGCACGAUUUGCACAAGAACCCACCUCUUCUGUGUAGUGUCUAAUUUCACCCGCGCUGGUAAUUGGGUGGAUGUCGAAUCGCCCAGAUUACGAGGUAUAUUAAAAAGGCGAAUAUUUUGAAGCUGUGGCCUGCCUCCGCUCAGAAGAAUGGCCAUUGCCCAGGAAGUUAAAGCUACUCUUAAUUGAGGCCAAUCCACACGCUGCUGGCAUUAGUGCUCCUACAGCACGGGUGUCCGCAGUUGUUCUGUACAGCUCUGCGAUGUGGUUUCGGGUUAUGUUGUUUGCCACGAUUUCCGACGUUUUUCUGCCCGAGUUGGGAGCCUUCAGCAGCCGUCCUUGAAAACAACCCAAAAACACAUCGGAGAGCAAUGUCAAGGCAUUGUUUUGUUUAUUUCAAUGACAAUGCGCUGACGUCUUCUGUCGCCAGCACCGGGGAAAAAGAAACAUCGGCAAGGAAGCGCGUUUCGGAAAGUUUUUGUUCUUAUUUUGAAUGUGGCCCCACGUGCUCUGCGUUGUAAGGCAGUGUUGCUGAUGACGACGACUUUGGUGAUGAUGACCAGGAACAGAGUUGGCUUCCCUCUCAUCCCCCUCACUGAAUCCAUUUGCGGUCGAGUCUCGGAAGCGCUGAAGGUUGUGGCCUGGGCACACGGCUUUAAUUAUAUUUGUGAUGACAAUGCGAUCCAGGUGCCGUUACACAGGGUUCCAUUAUUUUCAUUACCUGAGCGCAUGUGCUUGAGAGUGUGGGUAGGCGCCCGCCGUUGCCACUUGCCCCCAACAGUCUGUUAAAGACUACUGGGGCAAUAUUUUGUAUUUUGCAUAAAAGCGGGGAGUCAUAGCGCAGUGGUUAGCGCACUGCGCUACGAACCCGGCGACCUCGGUUUGAUUCUCAACCACAGCUACCGUCAGUGGCGAGUGAUAUCAGAACCGGGCCUGCUCCCCUCCUAGGUCGACUCAGCCUUCAAUGAGUACCCUGGUAGAGUGUGUAAACAACGUCUGCACUGGGGAGACAAAGGCGGCUGGGAGUGGUGCUUGCCACACCAGCCCCGUUGUGUGCUGUCGUCCAUAACGGGUGCCCGCUAGCAGCACCUGCCCAUCUUUUAAAGGCUAUACAAGGGAUCUCUGUGUGCAUAAUAGUGUGUGCGCGCGCGCGAGUGUGUUGCAGUGCAGUGUGUGCACGCACAUGUGAGAGUGGUGUGAGGUGAGCGAGGUUCUCGUGCAUGGGCCGUGCGUGCGGCGAGCGUGCGUGCGUUUGUGCCUUCGUUAAUACGUGCGUGUAUUUUUGCACAGGUGAGCGAGCAUUACCGACCGCAGUGUGCUGACUGUUUUUUUUAUCGUUUUUUUUUUUUGGAUGUGGGGAAGGGUGGGGACAGUUCUGUCUUAGGAGCCCCGACCCUCAAAUCCGGUCCCAAUAAAAAAUAAUGCGGGGCAACGCAAGGGGGUGCCGUCGCCAUCGCUGGUUGAUGGCAUUCGAUCGCGAACGGCUGUUGCACACCGGCGCGGUUUACGCAAAUCGCCGGCGGUGUUAUGCGCGAGCGUGAACGUGGAAGCAGUGUUAAAAAUUUUCGUUCGUAGGGUGGAGACCGCGUAUUUUGUCGAGUCGACGUGCGAGGGUGGAGGAAGCGUGAUGAGGACGCGUGAAGAGGAAUGCAAAGAGCAGAGCCGUGGGGGGGGGGAGGGGGCGGUGGUGGGGCGUCUGCGUCGAGAGUGCGGGCGGCGAUGCCGGACGACGGCCGUCGUACGGAAACGCCGCUUCGGUUGCGCUUGAGUGGCGCAGAGUUGAACUCCGCUUUGGGUUUCCCGGUCCCGUGACUCGUGGCGGCUGCAUUGAUUUGGAACGUGAUGGCAAAAGGUCGGGUAAAGGUUUGUCAGUCCGGCAGUGCGAUGUGGCUUGAUGUGGCGUAUGAGCGGGCCCACGUCUCGUGGUGCUAUACAGCCAUCGCGGGCUGAUAAAGAACCCCCAAAAUUAACAUGCAGACCUAUGACUCGUAGGAAUCCCAAGAAUCAGAUACAUAGACUGACACAAACACCCAUAGACUUACAUAGAGACCCAUACAUUUACAUCGAAACCCUCAAGUGUGGAUUUAUAUAGUGUAUAAAUGUUACCACGUCUCAAGAUGGGGCAAUGUUAUAUUGAUGGAGUUGAUGGAGGUAGUCGGUCAUAGGCAGCGGAAUACGGGGAAGGUCUUGCGCCUUGACUUGAGCUGGGGCGCGCAUCAAAAUCCAAUGUUUACAAUUUAUUCAACUUAUAUGCAAACGGCAACCCUGCACGUCAAUGGAGAGACAUUGAGACAGCUGCGAGACGGACAAAACAAAGGAGUCUUUUUAAACACGAUAAACGCAAACCAUGUCUGGACAGCAUCGUAGCCCUGAAUCGAUGACGAUGACGACGAUUACCAGUGUUGGGACUCCCACCAGAGCAGUUGUCCUGGGAAGCAGCGUGGACAUUGUUGCUCCCUUCUGAUAAAGAGAGCGCCAAUGUCCGUGCACGCGCGUGCACACGCGUCGUCUGUUGAGUUGCUGAGGCCUUCCCCCUCGCUCACGCUCGGGCUUUAAGGCGGUGACACGGUCGAGCGGGAGUGCGUCCGUCGGUCGUUACCAAAGUGUGGGAAAGUCUGGAACGGAAGUCGCUCGAAAGGAACUCUGAGGUGGCUCUGUGGGAUCUGCUUCCGUGAGCCAUUGUUUAAUGAAUACUUAGUCCCAUGAGGUACUACCAUUGUCACAAAAUUAUUUCUGAGCUCUCCACUCAUUUGUUCGGUUUUCAUUCUCAAAUCAAAAUGGAGAGCUGGAAAUACGACAACUUAGCAAGGACGGAUUUUCUUUUUGUUCAGCAGAUCCACCUAACACCAUCAGGUCGGUCCACGUAAACAACAGUCUGCUCACAGACGGCUGAAACCAGCAUUCAAACCCAGGUUCACGACGGUGCUGGUGCGCCGCUCGCUCGUGCCCCCCCCCCCUCUUGCCCAGCUCGACGAUCCGUAGGUGAUUGCGACAGUGCGCGCUAGCGCCAGUUUCAGUACCUGGGGGCGAUCCGAACUCCCCGAACGGAACGUGACCACCUCUGACUUUUAUCGCGUAAAAUUCUGUCGCGGUGAAUUUGAAGGCUCGUUUAUUUAAAGGGACACGCGUUAUAAAAAAGCAGCUUUUGUAAGUGAAUAUAUUUUUUCCCACUGCAUUUCAAUUGUUUAGAAACGUGCUUAAUUACUCCGUUGUAAAGGCAUUUGCUAAAAUGGGACGUCUAUUUAUCACUUGACUGACAAGGUGUCACCAUCACCAUUGACAAAUGAAAAAUGUUACACGAGCAGAAAUAUAUAUAUAAAAAAAAACAUUUACCUGUGUCAUUAACGCAGCCUUGCAAUGGACUCAAACUGGGUAAAGAGUUUUGAGAUGCAGCUGCAUUCAGAUUCUAUACAAAUAGAAAUCCUAUAAAUUAUUUACACGUAUAUUUUAAUUAAAACCUGUCUGAGACCACGACACGGCAUCAUUGGAGGGGUGGUGCCAUCCCGUGGUUGACAGGGGCCCUGGUGCAAGGAAUUAGUUGAGGGCCUCCGUACAAUUUUGCUGCCUCGUCAUCGUCCGGGCAGCUGGGGCCCCUUCUGGCACGUGGGGGGUGCAGUUGUACGGCCCGCACACUGGGUAGCUUCAGUUUUUUUAUGUUAAAUAAUAGAUUGACAUUCCAGGCAGAGCAAUAAGAGAGCGAGAGAGAGAGAGCGAGAAAACAGCAUUCGUGAUUAUGAUGACGAUGGUGGUGGUGGCUUUAUUUUCAGUCCGAUUGCACUUGCAUUCCAAUGAGUUUUGUUUACCUUUUAACCCGUUCGCGCGUUAAUAAUUGUUAUUUAUGCUGAACUUUAAACCGGUUGAAACUUUGAAAAGUAGAGUGUUUAUGGGGAGCAAUAGAGGCUUUAGAUCUGAAAGCCGAGAAAAAUGCUCUGCAGAGUGCAGUUUGCUCCGAAGCGGUGUCUAAUUUCUCACUCCGUAUUUUUUCCGGAACGCUGCGAGGCUCCGAGUAGUUGCUUAUAGGCAUAAGGUACUACCGCUAUACCACCAAGACACGCCUCUCCAUAAUACUAUAUUGUUGUACCAUGUAUUCCUAUCAUCCUGUGGGGACAAAGUAAGGUGAGAUGGAUGUGGCGUGACCAUUUAAGCCGCGUUCCGGAAUCUUCCGGCUGAGAUUAAGCACUGCUUUUAAACCUCUGGUGUGUUUUUGUUGUUGUCAUUGUUGCCAAUGUAUACAAUUUAUAUUACUUUUUUGCGCGCUUCGCGGUUCCACUUGAUGACGGUUUGCUAUGAAUGUGUGCAAUCCACAGCAAACAAUAAAAAUACAAGCAUCUUGUUUAAAUGACACCGUG